Messenger RNA from Trichoderma breve, 921 nucleotides. RefSeq lists its product as uncharacterized. The transcript has 3 exons. The record is from RefSeq and is a predicted model, not a curated record. Lineage: Eukaryota; Fungi; Ascomycota; Sordariomycetes; Hypocreales; Hypocreaceae. The coding region runs from base 1 to 921 and encodes 306 amino acids.
AUGGUUCAUCUGUGCAAGCUUGCGGCCGUUGUGGCUUUGGCUGUUGCGGCACCUUCUGCUGCCAUUGAUCCUAAUGCUAUUUAUGACGGAGGCAUCAAGGGGAACAAUGGGACAAUCCAGCUUGCCAUUGGCAACGGCGGUGCCGGCCAGAGUGGUCUGAUCAAAGCUCUCGCAGAUGCGUACAUCAAAGAUUCCGUCUCCAACGGCACCAAGCCCUUCAGAGUCGCCUGGUACACCAGCGACACCACCUACAGCAUCCAGUAUCUCCAGUCUGGCCUCAUCGACGUUGGCAUCACCUACAACCCGGCCGCAGAGAAGAUUGCCAUUGACCAAGGCAUCGCUAUUUCCCCCAGCUACUAUGCCUUCCGGGACCACUUUAUACUGGCCGGUCCUAUAGCCAACCCUGCCAACAUCUCCAAGUCGACGGAUAUUUACACCAUGUUUUCACAGAUCAGACAGGUUGCUGAGAAUGAAGUGACUACACCACCUGUGCGAUUCUUGAGCCGUUACGACAAAUCUGCUACCAACAUUAAGGACACCCUGCUGUGGGCUAGCAUUGGCCAGGUCCCUUGGGCUACUGCUUACUCUACCUGGUAUCACCAAUACAUUGCCUUCCCCAUCCAAGCUCUCACUGCUGCCAUUCUGCUGAAUGAGUACACCAUCACUGACCGUGGCACGUAUCUGUCUUUGGAUGCCAAGCUGCGCAACCAGAUGGUCAUUUACAAGGCCGGCUCGGAUAGUGCUGACGAUCCUCUUCUGAACCCUGCCCAUCUUUUGGUCGGAAAGAAGGCGCCUCAUCCAAAGGUGGCUGUCGACUUUGCCAAAUGGGUGGUUGGCAAGAGAGGACAGGCUGUGAUUGUCGGGUUCAAGAAGGACGGCCAGCAGCUGUACAGCCCGGCGCCGUCGAAUUCCACUGCCUAA